Silurus meridionalis is the source of this 3164-nucleotide messenger RNA. Its product is annotated as NACHT, LRR and PYD domains-containing protein 3-like. NCBI's taxonomy places the organism in Eukaryota, Metazoa, Chordata, Actinopteri, Siluriformes, Siluridae. Gene Ontology annotation, molecular function: protein binding. The record is from RefSeq and is a predicted model, not a curated record.
AUCUCAAUCUACAGCUAUAACACAUCGACAUAUUGAACUGAAACCAGAUGCAGAAGAGUUGUGAGAGUUUUUUUUACUUAUGUUUAAUUAUAAAAAAUGAACAGACAUGCUGGAGUGUAAUCUGGAGAAGGAGGUAUGAGUUUGUCUUUUGGACCACUAAUGGACAAAUGAUGGAGGGAACGAGAGCAGAAUCACCAGUACCCAGCCUUGGGUCCAGUAUUAGUGACCGAUCAAUGGAUUAUCUAAUUAACUUCAGAUCUGGAGUCAGUCCUGCUGAUGGAAGAAUGAUGGAGGGAACGAGAGCAGAAUCACCAGUACCCAGCCUUGGGUCCAGUAUUAGUGACAGAUCAAAGGAUUAUCUAAUUAACUUCAGAUCUGGAGUCAGUCCUGCUGAUGUGAGACUUCAUAAUAAAUCAGAAAAGAAGAGCUCAGUCCAGAUGUCACUAUUCCAGGAGCUGGAACACAAAAUCAUCACUCUGGUGAAGAAAGAGCUGAUGAGGUUAAUGAAGCUUUUGAGUCCAGAUUACCCAACAUGCACUGAGAAGGAGGAGGAGGAUGUGGAAGAUCUGGAAAGUCUCAGAGAGGGAGUCCUGAAGUUCACUCUGCACGUUCUAAAGAAAAUAAAACGCACAGAUCUCGCUAACACACUGCAAAACAAGUUGGCUUCAGAGCGUCAGCAAAAACUGAAAUCCAAACUGACAGAGAAGUUUCAAAGAGUUCAUGAAGGAAUCUCACAGCAUGGUUCAGCACCUCUGAAUGAGAUCUACACAGAGCUCUACAUUACAGAGGGUUGGAGUGCAGAUGUCAACAAUGAACAUGAGGUGAGACAGAUUGAGAAAGCAUCCAGGAGAUCAGCAGCACAGGAGACACCCAUCAAAUGUAAUGAGAUCUUUAAAGACAAGUCCAUCCGAAGUGUGCUGACUAAAGGAGUUGCUGGAAUUGGAAAAACAGUCUCUGUGCAGAAGUUCAUUCUGGACUGGGCUGAAGGAAAAACAAAUCAGGUCGUCAACUUUAUCUUUCCACUUCCCUUUAGAGAGCUGAAUCUGAUGAAGCAGAAACAUUUCAGUCUGACAAAACUUCUUCAUCAAUUUUUCCCAGAAAUUAGAAAACUAGAAAUAUUAAACUGUAACACAUACAAAAUCCUGUUCAUCUUUGAUGGUCUGGAUGAGUGUCGACUUCCGCUAAAUUUCCAGACCAAUGAGAGAUUGUGUGAUGUGACAGAAUCAGCAUCAGUGGAUGUUCUGCUGACGAACCUCAUCAAGGGCAAUCUACUUCCUUCUGCUCUCCUCUGGAUCACCUCUCGGCCAUCAGCAGCCAGUCAGAUCCCCCUUGAGUGUGUAGACCAGGUAACAGAGGUACGAGGGUUCAGUGAUCCUCAGAAAGAGGAGUACUUCAGGAAGAGGAUCAGUGAUCAGAGCCUGGCCAAUAAAAUCAUCACACACAUGAAGUCUUCCAGAAGCCUCUACAUCAUGUGCCACAUCCCAGUCUUCUGCUGGAUCUCAGCCACUGUUCUAGAGAGAAUGUUGGAUGAAGCAGAGAGUGAAGAGAUCCCUAAGACUCUGACUCAAAUGUUCACACACUUCCUGAUCUUUCAGAUCAAACACAAGAACCAAAAGUUCCAUCAGAAAUGUGACCCUGACCUUCUUCAGACCAGAGAGAGCAUCCUGGCACUGGGAAAACUGGCUUUUCAGCAGCUGGAGAAAGGAAACUUGAUAUUCUAUGAGGACGACCUGAGAGAAUGUGGCAUUGAUGUCAGAGAAGUGUCAAUGUCAGGAGUGUGUACUCAGAUCUUCAGAGAGGAGUUUGAACUUCACCUGGGGAAGGUGUUCAGCUUUGUGCAUCUGAGUGUCCAGGAGUUUCUGGCUGCAUUGUAUGAAUUUUUUUUGUUCAUCAACAGAAAUAUCACAGAACAAAACAAUGAACUUGCUAGUUGUUUUAGCAAGUCAAACAUGUCUGACCUCCUAAAGAGUGCCGUGGAGAAGGCCUUACAGAGUAACAAUGGACACCUGGACCUGUUCCUCCGCUUCCUUUUGGGCCUCUCACUGGAGUCCAAUCAGACACUCUUACGAGGCUUCUUGCAACAAAUAGAAAGUAGCUUUCACAUCAAAGAGGAAAUAGUCGAGUACAUCAAAAGGAAGAUCAACGGGAACCUUCCUUCAGAGAAGUCCAUCAAUUUGUUCUACUGUCUGAAUGAACUAAAUGAUCAUUCUUUAGUGCUGGAAGUCCAAACUUACCAGCAGAGGAGGUUAUCAUGUCUCACUGGAGUGAGUCUCUCUCCUGGUCAGUGGUCUGCUCUGGUGUUUGUGUUACUGAACUCAGAGCAGCAGUUGGAUGAGUUUGAUUUGAGUAAAUAUGUCAAAUCAGAGGAAGGUCUUCUGAGGCUGCUGCCAGUGGUCAAAGCAUCCAGAAAAGCUGACCUGUCUGAGUGCAGACUCACAGAGGAAAGCUGUAACGCUCUGUUAUCAGUUCUCGGCUCAAACUCCUCCAGUCUGAGAGAACUGAAGCUGAAUUUUAAUAACCUGCAGGAUUCAGGAAUGAAGAUUCUCUUUGCAGGUCUGAAGAAUCAACACUGUAUACUGGAGACACUGAGUCUGCAGUGUUGUAAUCUCACAGAGGAGAGCUGUAAAACUCUUUCCCUAGUUCUCAGCUCCUCAAAUCUGAAAGAACUGGACCUGAGUUACAAUUACCUUCUAAAGGAUUUAGGAGUGAUGCUGCUUUCUGCUGGGCUCCAGAAUCCACACUGUAAACUAGAGACACUGAGGCUGUGUUGGUGUGACCUGACGGAGGAAAGCUGCAGAAUUCUGUCCUCCGUUCUCAGCAAAAACUCUUCCAGUCUGAGAGAACUGGACCUGAGUAAGAAUAAUCUGAAGGAUUCAGGGGCGAAGCUGCUUUCUGAUGGACUGCAGAGUCCACAAUGUACACUGGAGAUACUGUGGAUGUUUAACUGCGGGAUUACAGAAGAAGGUUGUUGUGUUCUGCUGUCGGCUCGGGACACUUCACCUGAGGGAAGUGAAUCUGAGCCGCAGUUCCCUGGAGUCAUGAUUUCUUCUGAGCUGGUCUACUUAAGAAUCCAGUAAGUCAUUGACAUUCUUUCUUUACUCUCUCUUUUUCUCUCUCUCUCUCUCUCUCUCUCUCUCUCUCUCUCUCUCUCCCUCUCUCUCUCU